AUGGUGGCCCAUGAAGACUUGGUUUACCGGAACCACGUGGAAAGACUGAACCAACCAGAAUUCAGAAGCACCCGUUACCUUGACAGCCUGACGUCUCCAAGGGUAAUGAGCUCCCACGUGCCACUCCGAUACCUUCCACGCCAAGUAUGUACACAGAGAACCAAGAUAAUUCUGUUGGGAAGAAACCCCAAGUCAGUGGCUGUGUCCUUCUACAAAACGACGAAAGGCAUGAUGUCCACUGAAGGAUGUGAAGCAGGAUUAGUGACGGUCAAGGAAUAUGGUGGGAAAUGGGAAGACUUUCUUGAAAUGUUUCUGGAAGGGGAAGUCACUGAGAAAGAAAUAGUGAUCAACUCCAGAGGUUCAAAGGAAAUUUUCCCAUAA
This is a messenger RNA of Haliotis rufescens (red abalone), 381 nucleotides long. Its product is annotated as sulfotransferase 1A2-like. Gene Ontology annotation, molecular function: sulfotransferase activity. NCBI's taxonomy places the organism in Eukaryota, Metazoa, Mollusca, Gastropoda, Lepetellida, Haliotidae. The record is from RefSeq and is a predicted model, not a curated record. The transcript is spliced from 2 exons. Gene Ontology annotation, cellular component: cytoplasm. Gene Ontology annotation, biological process: sulfation. Bases 1 to 381 code for a protein of 126 amino acids.